This is a messenger RNA of Tigriopus californicus, 4270 nucleotides long. Its product is annotated as E3 ubiquitin-protein ligase arkadia-C-like. The transcript is spliced from 3 exons. The record is from RefSeq and is a predicted model, not a curated record. The coding region runs from base 244 to 3711 and encodes 1155 amino acids. NCBI's taxonomy places the organism in Eukaryota, Metazoa, Arthropoda, Copepoda, Harpacticoida, Harpacticidae.
GGCAGCUCAGUGGUCAUAGAACAGGAAUUGCAGACUAAAGAGGACGUCCACCCAAGUAGCAGGCUCGUGUAGCUCCUAUGGCCUAUAAGGGGGGGAGUGAAUGGUGAAUAAGGGUCUGGAUGGAGGUAAUCACGAACUCUCAGUGAUUCAUAAGGCGAGUGAGUGGGCUCCAAUCGAGUUGUUCUUCUAUGAACGCUAGUAGGGCGUGUUUGCUUUGUGGGAGCUUGUGGAGUAGCAAUCGCCAUGGCCUCCUCCGGAUCAGCCUAUGGCGGGCCUGUGGCCACUCUCACCUCGCCCCGAGGGGAGAAUCUUCAGGCCCCAUCACAGGCCUCGACUUCGAGGACCCCGGAGACAGACAAGUCGGAAAAUAUCGUCCCAUCCUCGUCGCCAACUCGAGAUGAAACUUUGGGGGCAAUUUUUGAGACAGCUUACAAUGCCGCCGGACCCCAAGGGCAGUCCCAUGGGACUCAUUUUGGGGAGCAUCUCUUUGCGGGCGAUACGGACGAGGAAGAUGAAGAUGAAGAGGAUGGGCUUAUGACGGGGAAUGGUGCUGGACCAGUAAGCAAUGGACUAAACCCGUUUCCAUCGUUGAGCUUGAACGGGUUGAGCUUGGCUAAUGGAGCCUUGCCUUACUAUUCGUCGUCCAGAUCCAAUUCCAUGCGACGGCCUUUGCCUGAAGAGGAGGAUCGAGACCUGGGACCUCAUCUGCUUCUGACUCCGACGGAGAUUUCGGCUCGGGAGUCUCUAAGAUCGCGAGGCCCCUUGAGCCUUCAAUUACCGAUGGAUGUGUCGGCCUCGUCGGUCAUGUCCGGAUCCACUGCUACCACGAUGUCUUCCUCCAGGCAAAGGCCUUCCACCUCCGUGUCGUGUUCUUCCGCGGCCAAUUCAGUGCAUCAUUCAGUGGGUAUGCCCGCCUUCCUUAGAUCUCGCCCCACGCCCUCCUCUUCGGCCACAAUUCAUUACGGUGCCUACCAGCCUGAUCUCGGUGCCUCGGGCGCGUAUCUAGGCCCUUUGAUGCGUGAUCCUAUGAUGUCUUCCGGUCUUCCACCCACCUACCCUUUGGAGGUUGAACUAGACACGCCUGAUCUGCCGCCGUAUCCUUAUCACCCUCUUGUUCCACCGACCUAUCACCAUCACCAUUACCAUCACUACGCUCAUUCGGAGCCACCGCCCAGCUAUCAAGUGGCUGUCCGAUCCUCACGUAUGGCACCCACCUCUAGUUUGACGAGCAAUCGAAGCUCCUCCGGAGCAAGACCGAAGCAUAGGUCCCAAAGACCGGAUGGAAAUCCUUCUACCGUGUGUGUCUCCAUAACACCAACAGUGCCGUCAUCUCAUUCUUUCAACUUACCUCCAACCCGUCGAUUGAAACGAUCGGCAAGCGAAGGAUCUGAAAUUGGCUCCUCAGCCAAGAAACGAGAUAGCGGAGUCGAAGGAUUCGGUUCUUCCUCGUCGUCCUCCAGACGAACUGAUACGGUUUCUGAGGAGGUUGAUAGUACGAUUUCAUCGUCAAUAAAGACUGACCAACAAACAGCUCGAGCUACAGUGAAGACUGAAAAUUGUCAGGUGUCUUCCACCUCGGGUGAGGAUCAAACGGGCGAGGCCAUGCCCCAUGAUAGUGCUAUUGGUCAACGGCAGCCCACUCUCAAGGUUGAGGUUGACGACUCUUCUCGGUCUGAAAAUGUGGGCAGUCCACAACCUGGACCGUCUGGCCUUCAAACUAAUCAAGUUGGCGAUGACUUGUUAAGUGCUCCUGAUCUUCAGCUUGAUUGCUUGUCCUCAGACACGGAAGAGUCUGCUCCUGAAGAGGAUGUUACUGUUGUCAAAAUAAGCCGACGAUUCAAAAAAUCCACCAAAGGUGGCAAGCACUCGAAGUCCAAAAAAGUGCUGGAGGUGGACUUGACUCAAGAAUCUGACGGUAAUUACGAGGAUGAUGAUGACAUUCAGGUCGAGGUCAUCAAUCGUCCUGCUGGCGCCUCUGGAUCAUCCUCGACUUCAGCUAGGGUGACCACAAGAUCUUCUGGGGGAAUCAAGCUUUGUCCAUUCGCCACCACACCAUCUGGACUUCUCCCAGCCAAUGUCCAAUCCCGUGGCAGCUCUAGAGGAUCCACCCCAAGCACGACUCCUGCUCCUCAGCAGCUCUCCCAGGCCAUGGAGGAGGCCAUCAUUCAUCAGCAGAACCAGGGCCAUCAAGAGCAAUGCCCGAGAAGAAUGACAUGCUUCGCCUCCACCAGUGUGGCUCCACAUCACCACCACCCGAAUGGAGUGCCUCCUCCAUAUCCUGGAACAACGGUGGGAACACCCUCAUAUCACUCUCAUCAUUGCAUAGACGGUAUGUGUCCAGGAGAUUGCAUUCCCGGUUACUAUGGCUACAGGCCACGGCGAAUGCGCCAUCCUGAAUUCAUAGCACCGCCCAUCGGUACCAACCCCAGUGUGUUAGCCCCUACUUCAUCGGCUACCACUCAUUCGGCCACCGGAUGUCCUGAUGCACACUGUAGAGUGCAUCAGAACGGGGUGCCCACCACUAACACGUUACUGGAUCAUCCCUAUGGUAUUCCUGAAAUGACCACGCCUGGAACGGUGGCAUCCGACACCAUACCCGCUCCUCCGCAAGCCCACCAGCAUGACUUCAGUUGUCGAGACGGACUCGUGCGAAUGAAUUCGGCUCCAGCCGCUCACCGAAGUAGCACUGAAACGCGAGCUACAGAGCAACCAGCUGCUGGAUCAACCUCCUCGAAUUCCAACCCUCACGGCCUGGGGAAUGAUUUGAGAUCUCGAAAUGAUCAUCGCCUCAUAAAUGCCGUCUAUAAUAUGCAGUAUCAUCCCUCGAUGCGCCAACGACAAGUUCGUAUGCAUCCAAGGCACCAGCAUCUCCUCCAGCAUCAGCAGUAUCAAAGGGAAGUCAUGCGACGUCACAUGGGCGGCGGUGCUGGUGGUGGUGGUAGUGGUGGUGGCAACAAUGGCCCGGGUGGAGUAACUGGAAUUGGAAACGGAGGAGUGGUGGGAUCCCAAUCCCAUGCGCAAGCGCAUGCUCCUCCCAAUCGCGUGGCUCCACCUCAACCUCCUCACCCCCUUCCGGCUCAUUUGAGCCACCCUUUCCCAACUGGUCCACCGGUUGGCGAGCACAACCAUCACGUUCAUCCUCACUAUUUCCCCCCAUCUCGCUAUUACCAUCAUCACCCUCACGGCAACCAAAUGCCUCGUCUGCUGCUCCAGGCAGCGUUCCCGCCUUACUAUCAGAACCCUGUCAUGCAUGUAUUUGAGGAGCAGAGACGAACCAUGGACAACUAUCGGGGAGCCUCCCAAGAUUGCAUAGAUCGGAACACAUUAGCUCAUAAAUUUUCCCGGAUUCCUCGAGUCAAAAACGCCGACGAGCCCGAGGAGGAGGAGGAAGAAGAGGUCGAUAAGUGUACGAUUUGCCUAUGUGAAUUUGAACACGAUGAAGACGUCCGACGUCUGCCUUGUUUACAUCUGUUACACGUGCUUUGCGUGGACAAGUGGUUGUCUCAAAACAAGCGCUGUCCGAUUUGUCGGGUUGACAUUGAGGCCAAACUACCUUGUGUAGCAGAGGCCAAUGCUAGCGAUGCUACAAAUCUUGGGGCUGGAGAAGGGCCCAGUGGUCUUGAUCCAAGUUCAAGAGACGGUCCAGGAUCGUCGGGUGGGUCUAGUGGCUUUAAGUCCGAGUCCUUCCUGGGCGAUCAGCGUCAAAGAUAAGUGUGCCGGCUUAUCCACAACACUUUCACAUGUAUGAAGGGCAUUAGAUGAGUAACGGUCCCCUCCCAUUCCCCAAUUUGAAUACACUAAAGUACACAGCCACAACUACAAAAUGCCUUAUGUUUAUGGCGCUUCAAAGUGAUAGAAGCAUGACAAAAAAAGAUAAGAUUAAUAUCCGCCAUGAUGCAGUUAGAAAUACCCUUCAGACACUCCUCGGGAGCACCAUUGAUAAAAGCUGGAGGAGAUGUUUUAGAAAACUUUUGAGAUUCAUCCCAAGCUCAUUUGGAAAACGAUGAAAAGUUGUUUUGCAAUGAAUGGCACUUCAAUAUCCACUCGUAUAUGUCUUACCAAGUCAGAUGUAGAAGAAUUUUCAAGAUGCCCGAUUGCUCGAAUCCAAGUGGCUUGGAUUGAGAUCCGCAUUUCUGUUAUCAUAUGAAUAAGCCUCCUUUACCAUUAUACCUCUAUCAAAAUCUUCGAUUGUGUCCAAAACAAUGUUCAUAACGUGUUCGAUAGUCUUGCUUAAGUUACUUUAUUGUAAAUACAUGCGGAUCCAAAGUAA